Molecule: messenger RNA, 1829 nt
Organism: Mustela erminea (ermine)
Lineage: Eukaryota; Metazoa; Chordata; Mammalia; Carnivora; Mustelidae
Gene: FKBP8
Product: FKBP prolyl isomerase 8
Exons: 9
Coding region: 137-1384 (415 amino acids)
Molecular function (GO): protein binding; peptidyl-prolyl cis-trans isomerase activity
Source: RefSeq, a predicted model, not a curated record
GCACGGCGGGGGCGGGGCCGGGCGCCGGAGCCUGGUUCCCGAGGCGCGGCGGCCGCGGCUGGGGGCGGGGAGGGGGGCGCAGGACCCCAGGCGGGGGUCCCGGAGCCGGAGGGCCAAUUCCCGUCCCCCCAGCAGCAUGGCUUCCUGUGCUGAGCCCUCUGCCUCGGGGCCUGAGCCCACUGCCCCACCGCCUGCUGGGGUCCCACCACUCGAGGACUUCGAAGUGCUGGAUGGGGUGGAAGACGCAGAGGGCGAGGAGGAGGAGGAGGAGGAGGAGGAGGAAGACCUGAGUGAGCUGCCACCACUUGAAGACGUGGGGCGGCCUCCACUGGAGGAGGCCGAGCAGCCUGGGGCCCUGGCCCGAGAGUUCCUGGCCGCCAUGGAGCCCGAGCCCGAGCCCGCCCCAGCCCCGGAUGAGUGGCUGGACAUCCUGGGGAACGGGCUGUUACGGAAGAAGACGCUGGUCCCAGGCCCACCCGGCUCGAGCCGCCCAGCUAAAGGCCAGGUAGUCACUGUACAGCUGCAGACCUCGCUGGAGAACGGCACUCGGGUGCAGGAAGAGCCAGAGCUGGUGUUUACCCUGGGCGACUGUGACGUCAUCCAGGCCCUGGAUCUCAGCGUUCCACUCAUGGAUGUGGGGGAGACAGCUAUGGUCACUGCUGAUUCCAAGUACUGCUAUGGCCCCCAGGGCAGCAGGAGCCCGUACAUCCCCCCACACGCGGCCCUGUGCCUGGAGGUGACCCUGAAGACUGCCGUAGAUGGGCCUGACCUGGAAAUGCUCACAGGGCAGGAGCGUGUGGCUCUGGCCAACCGGAAGCGGGAGUGUGGCAAUGCCCACUACCAGCGGGCCGACUUCGUGUUGGCUGCCAAUUCCUACGACCUCGCCAUCAAGGCCAUCACCUCUAGCGCCAAAGUGGACAUGACAUUUGAGGAGGAGGAGCAGCUCCUGCAGCUGAAGGUGAAAUGUCUGAACAACCUGGCAGCAUCACAGCUGAAGCUGGACCACUACCGAGCCGCACUGCGCUCCUGCAGCCUUGUGCUGGAGCACCAGCCCGACAACAUCAAGGCUCUCUUCCGCAAGGGCAAGGUGCUGGCCCAGCAAGGGGAGUACAGUGAGGCCAUCCCCAUUCUGAGGGCAGCCCUGAAGCUGGAACCUUCCAACAAGACGAUCCACGCAGAGCUUUCAAAACUGGUGAAGAAGCACGCGGCCCAGAGGAGCACAGAGACCGCCCUGUACCGGAAAAUGCUGGGGAACCCCAGCCGGCUGCCUGCCAAGUGUCCUGGCAAGGGUGCCUGGUCCAUCCCCUGGAAGUGGCUGUUUGGGGCGACUGCUGUUGCCCUGGGGGGUGUGGCUCUCUCCGUGGUCAUCGCUGCCAGGAACUGACCACCCAGGUGGCCACCACCCCCUUGCACACCAUGGACCCCACCCCGCGCUCCCUAACUUCCCCAGGCUCCCUGUCCACUGCCCUGUCUGAUCCAGCCCCCUCCUCUGGGGCAGGAGCAGUGAGGUGUGGGGGCCACAUGGCCCCAGUGAGACAGGAGGGACUAUGGCCCUGUAGGAGGAAAGUGAGGCAGGGCCCGGGCUCCAUGUCCAGCCCAGAGGGAGGGGGCCCUCAUUCCUCCAGACCCAAUUCCCAUCCCCACCCCCAUCCCCCUGGGUUAGGUCUCAACAGAGGCCAGCCUCAGUUUCUCCUUCCCAACAGGCCUGGGGGCAGCCCUUCCCCAACCCAGUCCCUGUCCAAGUGUCAGUCCCCACCCACACCGCCUGCUGCCCUCUGUCCAGGUUCUCCCUCCCACUCCUUCAAUGAAAUAAAGCCUCCUACCCCGCA